UGUCGGUGUUCGCGCGCGAGGUGGUGCGCGCCAUGAGCCCGCAAAGCGCGCUGAUGAUGCUGCGCAGUCGCUUGGCCUUGCACGCGGCCGCCAACGAAUCGGCAGCGUGCGAGCCCAGCGAGUUUCCCUGGGACCCACCGAACUUGGAGCUGGCCGCGAUGGAGCUCACCUUCGACAUGUGGCAGUACCAGGGCGGAGACUCGCACCUCAAGAAUAUCAACUACACGGCCGCUCAGAUUCUCUUCAUCACUGCUUGCCAUGUGAUGUGCAAGAGAGACUCCCAAGGAAGAAAAACAGCACCUGGUUGCAACGAUGCUAUGCGUAACUUUGAACCAUUUGCAAGAACGUUCCAGUGUGACAGUAAUGCUCCCAUGAACUUGGCCAGCAAGUGCAGUUUUUUUCAAGUGCAAAGCUGAACCCCCUUUUCAAUGUUAUGAACGCGGAGCACGGUGCGCACGCACAUACCCAUGUGUGAAAUUGACAAGUUGGAGCCCAGAAAUGUGACUGCUGCUAUUACACUGCAACUGCACUGUAAAGACUAUUCAGCGAAAACUUAUGUUCAAUAAGAUCAGUAAUAUAUAAAAUCAGCUAUACUUUUGUUC
This is a messenger RNA of Dermacentor andersoni, 602 nucleotides long. RefSeq lists its product as uncharacterized. Gene Ontology annotation, molecular function: metalloendopeptidase activity. The record is from RefSeq and is a predicted model, not a curated record. Lineage: Eukaryota; Metazoa; Arthropoda; Arachnida; Ixodida; Ixodidae. Gene Ontology annotation, biological process: proteolysis.